AUGGCUUCAAUGAGAGAUCUGAAACUUCUUCUUACACUCGAGAACUACAUUGUGGAAAACAUGAAGUCGGAGAUGGCCCAGAUACAGCAGAGUGCAGUUCAGAACCACACAGCCACCAUGCUUGAGAUAGGAACCAGUCUCCUAAGUCAGACGGCAGAGCAGACGAGAAAACUCACAGAUGUUGAAACCCAGGUACUAAAUCAAACAUCCCGUCUUGAAAUUCAGCUGCUGGAAAAUUCAUUAUCUACUUACAAGCUAGAAAAACAACUUCUGCAGCAGACACAUGAAAUACUGAAAAUUCAUGAGAAAAACAGUUUACUUGAGCAUAAAAUAUUAGAAAUGGAAGAAAGGCAUAAAGAAGAGUUGGAUACUUUGAAGGAGGAAAAAGAGAACCUUCAAGGCUUAGUCUCACGCCAAAGCUACAUAAUCCAGGAGCUAGAGAAGCAGUUAAACAAGGCAACGAAUAACAACAGUGUCCUGCAGAAACAACAGCUGGAACUGAUGGACACAGUUCACAGUCUGGUCAAUCUUUGUUCCAAAGAAGGAGUUUUACUAAAGAAUACAAAAAGAGAGGAGGACAAGCCAUUCAGAGACUGUGCAGAUCUGUACCAUGCUGGUUUUAACAAAAGUGGAGUCUACACUAUUUAUAUUAAUAAUGUAUCAGAGCCUAAAAAGGUCUUUUGUAAUAUGGAGAUCACAGGAGGAGGAUGGACAGUAAUACAACACCGAGAAGAUGGUAGUCUGGAUUUUCAAAAAAGCUGGAAAGAAUACAAAAUGGGUUUUGGUAGCCCAUCUGGUGAACAUUGGCUGGGGAAUGAGUUUAUCUUUGCAAUAACCAGUCAGAGGCAGUAUUCUCUAAGAAUUGAGUUAAUGGACUGGGAAGGAAAUCGGGCAUAUUCACAGUAUGACAGAUUUCAUAUAGGAAAUGAAAAGCAGAAUUACAGACUGUAUCUAAAAGGACACACGGGAACAGCAGGAAAGCAGAGUAGCCUGAUCUUACAUGGCGCUGAUUUCAGUACUAAAGAUGCCGAUAACGACAACUGCAUGUGCAAAUGUGCUCUCAUGCUAACCGGAGGCUGGUGGUUUGAUGCCUGCGGCCCUUCCAAUCUGAAUGGAAUGUUCUAUACUGCUGGACAAAACCAUGGAAAACUAAAUGGGAUAAAGUGGCACUACUUCAAAGGCCCCAGCUAUUCCUUACGUUCAACAACUAUGAUGAUUCGGCCUUUAGACUUUUAAAUGCACUCAGCAGUGGACACAAAAACAAAACAUAAUAUCGCUCUUAUCUGAAGAACUUCUUGUGUAAUUCUUCAGAAUUAAAAGGCUGGGGGCUUCAUGAAAGCAAUAAGUAGGAGCUACACAAAGUUGCUCCACUAUCACUUCAUAGCCUACAAAAACUCUACACAAAUCAGCCCAUAUGCUGAUGACAUUGGGACGGCUUGGCCUAUGAGAAAGUGGCUAUAACGAUUUUCCAGUGGAGGAGAACAAGUGAACUUUGUGUUCCUGUUACCAUGACUGAAUCUAGUGUCUGUUGGCAGAUGUCUUUUCCUUUGUGUAAAAGAUGCAAAAAUAUACUGGAUAAUACUGAAGAACAGAAGCAAAUCUACCAUAAUCUAUUGAGAAGAAUAGUUUUCAGCAGAGAAAUGGCAUCACAUCUAUGCAAAAGUAUUAUAGAUAAGCUUUUAUUAAUGUACAUCUGAAACUAUCCAAAAUGACCACUCCAAUCAUUGUCUUUCUUAAGUGAACUGAAGUUGGACGAAUGGAAUUCUCUUAAACCCAGAAUCAGAUAGUGUAUGCUAGUUAUUUUUCAUUCAGCCCUUUUCAAAUGUAAAACAUAUUCCUGAUAAACAUACUGAGUCACAGUGCAUGAAGAAUGAUAAGGAUAAUAUGCAGAAAAUCAUCAAUUGCUCAGCACUGUUAGGGCAAAGUAAGUGUAGGUAAUCCAGAUAAUUGGCAUAAUCCUUGAGCUAGGAUUUAUAGUGUGAUAACAAAAGUAACCAUGUUUUUUCCCCCUGCAGCUUUUGCCUGCAUUAAGGACAGUCUGAAUGUCACAUUGAAAAACUGGAGGAAAGUUUAAAGAAUGUGAAAUAUAUCAUGAAGAAAUAUAUUUUGCAUAUAUGAUUUCCUUACAAAGUACACAGGAAAGCAGAGUGUUAGGGUGUAUAAAAAUGGCAUAAACAUGUAGUUUACCUGGAUGGAUUCAUUUUAAAAUAUCUUUGCAUGUGCACACGUUAGCAUUAAUUAUUUUAAAUUGUUAUUAGAUCUUCAUUUCUUCACUAUAUUAUUUCACCUAUUUUGUGAAUAACUGAAGCAAGCCAGCUUUCCACUCUGCUUCAGCUAUUACUAUAAAAAGUAUUCAUCACAACAUUAUAGAAAAUAAAGGAAUAAUUAUAAUUAUGAAUUGUAAAUAGCAUGUUUAUAUCUCUACAGUAAGAAUAAUGGCCAUUUAAUUUGUACAUGCUGCUUUGACCUAUUCAAUGCACAUGAAUGCAAAACUACAACAGGAUAUAAUAUUAAACUAACUCUAGAAAGGUGCUACACAGGUUACUUCCCAUAAAAAUGCGUGAUAUUAAGUAAUUUCUGUCAUACUAAAAAUGAGGCUUGGGUGCAGGGUGAGCUGCACAUUCCAAAUAUUGGACUAUUUAAGGCACCUAUAAGAAAAAAGAAAGUUUGUAGCAAAGAGGUUAGGUUGCAUCCCACCUUAAAGCUAUUAUACUUUCCAUUUAAAAACCUCUGUUGACAUAAUCUGAUGGGGAAAUCAAUUUUGGAAAUUAGUCUCUACAUUCAAUUCCUGCUUUGAAAAAAAUUAAGAGGCUGAUCCUACUCCAAUUGAAAUCAAAUGUCAAAUGUCCAUUGAUUGAAAUGGGAACAGGAUCAGACCCAUUAAACAUAUGUGGCUGGGGUUGUUUGUUUUUGUUUUAUUUU
Messenger RNA from Chelonoidis abingdonii (Abingdon island giant tortoise), 2922 nucleotides. Lineage: Eukaryota; Metazoa; Chordata; Testudines; Testudinidae. The record is from RefSeq and is a predicted model, not a curated record.